Adineta ricciae is the source of this 915-nucleotide messenger RNA. The record is from the annotation of a GenBank genome assembly. Lineage: Eukaryota; Metazoa; Rotifera; Eurotatoria; Adinetida; Adinetidae.
AUGGUAGUAGUAUUACCGGAUAUGGUAAAAUUUUGGGUUAUUCUUGCCGCUCUUGUCCCAUCAUUAAUCUGUUCAAUCUUUGUUUUGUAUCAUCUUCUAUUCGAUCGAGCUCUGCGUCGUGGUCUUCAUAAUCAUGUCAUUAUCGUUCUUCUCGUCAUUUGUUUGAUUGACGAAGUAACGUUUUAUCCGUGGAUGCUUUAUUAUUUUACACAUGAAACUGAUUGGCAACGAUCAUACAUGUUCUGUCUCUUCAUUGGAUUCAUUGAUUGGUCACUUUAUAUUGUCCAUACAAUGGUCUUUGCAUGGGCAAUGAUUGAAAGGCAUAUUUUGAUAUUUCAUGAAUCAUGGAUAUCAACAAGGAGAAAGCGGUUCUUAGUUCAUUAUGUUCCUCUCAUAGCACUUCUUCUCUAUUGGUUUGUCUUUUAUUUUGUUGUGUAUUUCUUUCCACCUUGUGAAAACCGUUUUCGUCCUUGGUCACUUAUUUGUAUUUAUCCAUGUUUAUACGACAACUAUACACUUUCCAUGUGGGAUUUUAUCGCACAUCAAAUAGUUCCAAUUGCUAUCAUUACAGUAUUUAGCAGUGGUUUGAUUCUACGUGUUUUCUUGCAAAAGCGUCGAAUGCGUCGUGCACUUAAUUGGCAGCAACAUCGCAAAAUGAUCAUUCAAGCAUUAUCAAUUGCUUUUUUGUAUGUUAUCAUUCUACUGCCCUUUACAGUAGUGUAUAUCAUACGGUAUAUUUAUGGCAUAUCAAGUUAUUUCAUCGGUGCCUUUUAUCUUUAUAUUAAUUUCUUUACUUAUUUUGUAAUUCUGUUAUAUCCGUUUGUAUGUGCAUUGACAUUGCCAGAAUUGAAAACUAGAAUGACACGAGUGUUAAAAUUACAAUGGCAAACAACACGAGUUAUGUCUAUAACAUAA